Molecule: messenger RNA, 648 nt
Organism: Monoraphidium neglectum
Lineage: Eukaryota; Viridiplantae; Chlorophyta; Chlorophyceae; Sphaeropleales; Selenastraceae
Exons: 4
Coding region: 1-648 (215 amino acids)
Source: RefSeq, a predicted model, not a curated record
AUGAUCAAGGUCCGCCCCGCCCCCGGCUCCCCCAAGAAGCCGGCCAGCCUGCGCGAGUGGGCCGGGCGGCUGCGGGUGACGCUGGGUGACCCGGACGUGGAGGCGGCCACCGCCGAGUGCCACAUUUCGUACGACGACGAGCGCGUGCCGCUCGACGGCGUGGGGCGCGAGCCGGCGAUCGAGGAGGGGUGGGUGGCGGUUGAGGACCCGGCGUCGGGCGGGUUUGCUAUUGGCUACGUCUGGCACAACCAGCAGGGUGACCUGAUGUUCAUCUCGGUGCACCCAGAGCACACCAACAAGCGCGAGCCCGCCCGCAAGCGCGAGCGCGACAGCGGCGGCGGCGGCGGCAAGGACACGGGUGGCGGCGGCGGCAAGAAGCGCAAGGGCGAGAAGGAGCCGCGCGCGCGGCUGUUCAACCCGGCGAUGCAGCGGUGGUUCGCGCUGGGCGGGGAGCCGCUGCCGCACCCUGAGCGGCUGGAGCUGCUGACGCACCCGCAGGCGAUGCCUACGCUGGUGCAGGCGCCCCGCGACGUGGUGGCGGCGCUGCAGCGCAAGCUCGACGACGCGGAGUGCGGCGUGCAGUACGACCUCAAGCUUGAGGACCUGUCAGCUGAGCACAAGCGCCAGAUCAAGCGGGGCCGUGACUAA